AUGGAUGAAGUUCUUCAUCACUCAGAUUCAAGAAUUAAGGAUAUAGUCACAUUUCCUCAAGGCGUACCUUGGUCCCUAGAUUGUAUGGGUCCUCCUCGUCGGGCUUUAGCUACAGCCCAACUUAGCCAUUUCGAUUGUGGAGGAAUAGCAAUCAGUGUCUGCUUAUCGCACAAGGUGGGAGACGAAGACAGUGGUUAUAGAUUUUUAAAGGAUUGGGCAGCAUUAACACGCGAUUCAAAUAACAUUGUACUACCUCCCUACUUUGUCCAGGAUUCCAUACUACCAUCACCGCCUAAUCUUGGUCCUCUUGUUUCACGGCUAAAUGCCGUCAAAGCCUCAGUUAAAUCUGAAGGAAUACAACACCUUACGAGGAAUGAGGUCGUGAAUGCACUUGUUUACAAAUAUGCUGCUAACGCUGCUUCUUCAUCUAGGUCUCAUCAAUUGGUUCUGUAUUUGAAUAUUCGAGAAAGUAUUUCACCUCAGCUACCACCAACCUCCAUUGGGAAUAUGCUAACGGUCUUCUCCACACCAAUACAUAGAGGAGACCUCAAGAUAGCAAAAGUAAUUGCUAAUAUAAGAAAGUCCAGAGAUAAUAAUACACGUAACAAAGAACAUAAUGAGUGGGUUUCAGAGAUAUUACAUGCAUAUAGAACGGGAAAAGGGACAUUCUAG
Molecule: messenger RNA, 672 nt
Organism: Capsicum annuum
Lineage: Eukaryota; Viridiplantae; Streptophyta; Magnoliopsida; Solanales; Solanaceae
Product: acyltransferase Pun1-like
Exons: 2
Coding region: 1-672 (223 amino acids)
Source: RefSeq, a predicted model, not a curated record